CCGGGGAGGACGGACGGAUGGCGUGGGACGGGCCCUGCGGGGACGGACGGAGCAGCCUUUUGUCUCACACCUUUCCUCCCCUGCCGCGCUUCCUCUUAGGUCCGCUCGCCAGCCGCCGCUGCACUGGGCAGCAGCAGCCCCGACCUCCCGGAAAGCUGGCUCCCUGCGCCAUGGUCACCCACAGCAAGUUCCCCAGCGCCGGGAUGAGCCACCCGCUGGACACCAGCCUGCGCCUCAAGACGUUCAGCUCCAAGAGCGAGUACCAGCUGGUGGUGAACGCCGUGCGCAAGCUGCAGGAGAGCGGCUUCUACUGGAGCGCCGUGACCGGCGGCCAAGCCAACCUGCUGCUCAGCGCCGAGCCUACCGGCACCUUCCUCAUCCGGGACAGCUCCGACCAGCGCCACUUCUUCACCCUCAGCGUCAAGACCGAGUCCGGCACCAAGAACCUGCGGAUCCAGUGCGAGGGGGGCAAGUUCUCCCUCCAGAGCGACCCCCACAGCAGCCAGCCGGUGCCUCGCUUCGACUGUGUCCUCAAGCUGGUCCAUCACUACAUGCCCCUCCCGGAGCAGCAGCCUGGCGAGGCCUCACACCCCAAACGUGCCUACUACAUCUACUCAGGUGGAGAGAAGAUCCCCCUGGUGCUGAGCCGGCCACUCUCCUCCAAUGUGUCCACGCUGCAGCACUUGUGCCGCAAGACGGUCAAUGGGCACUUGAACUCCUAUGAGAAGAUGACCCAGCUCCCAGCUCCCAUCAAAGAAUUCCUGGACCAGUACGACGCACCCUUCUAGAGGGUUUCCUGAAGGGGGAGCACAUGAUGCAAGCACAAAAAAAGAGAGGAACACGUGAAUUUAAAAGCAGGACAGGAUGAACAAGGAACAUACAGGGCAACAUGGAGCCACCUUCUAGCUUGUGGAAUAAGAGAAGGGAUGGGCCUCUGGCCAGCACAAAGACUGUCUUGCUGUUGUUAGUACGGGAGGGUUUGCCAAGGGGUGCUUUCUGGGAGAGAUGGCUGCUGCUGGACUAUGGAAUGGGCUGCUGCUCCAAGAUACAAUUGCCCUUGCCUGCUGCAGCCCACUAAAGACUUUGGUCUGCGUAGGGCUUAUGCUGGGUAUGAGAGAAUGGUUUGCCAUCUCCCUAACCAACAGAACUUUUUUCGCUCUGCACUGGCCCUGCCACCACCGCCUCUUCUAACCUCUGACCAAAACCAUUCUGUAGACAAUGGAAUAAAUGCACUGGAAUCCAGCUAGUGCCUGAAGACUGAUUUUCCUCAGUUUUAAGGGGAAAUCUUUUUUAAAUAAAAAUUUUUACUUUACCUCUCUCAUGCUCCUUGAGGGGCAGAAUCUUUUUUCACCCCAAGCCUGUUCCUCAAAGGAUGCUGGCAUGCAUUCAUUCAAGGGACUAAGCUGUGGAAUCCACAUCCUGCUCUUAUUCCUUGGAUUUACUGCACAUCACAUGGGGACAAUGCCAUUCACUCUCUGGGCCAUUAUGUAAGCAAAGGAGGACAUGCUUCUGAGAAGCUGCAUCACUGCUUUGAAAACAUCCAAAUGGAUAAGAAAUGAUCUAGCCACUUCCCCCAAAGCGUUGUUCCACUUUAGCUUCUCCUACCUAGACCAAUAAUGUCUUGCCUUCAUUCUUGGGUUUCCAGUUCCUCAAAGAGUGGUCUCCCAUCUACAGCAAGGAUUGUGGAUUUGUUGGGCCCUUAACUGCACUGAAUAACUGAAACAUACAGGAAUGUAGCAACAACAGAAUUACCUGGAACUCUAGCAUAAGUUUUUUUGUUUUUUUAAAAAAACUGUAACCAAAAUUUUGUGUGUUCAUUUUCAUUUUUUUCCACAUCAGGGUUUUAGAAGGGCAGAUGAGGUUUUGUUUUUACAGAAAAGAAAUGUUUACAGUCCUGCCUAAAAUCAUUCUGUCUUUUAUAAAGAUUCCACCCUUCAGCCUUGCAGGCUGUUAGACAUGCUUGAAGACUCAACCAAAAAUCAAAUGCGGAAGAAAACUUUGCACAUCUAUUUAUAUUUAUAUUCAAGGGAUUUUGAAACAAAACAUUCAUUUAAUUUAUAAUAAAG
Messenger RNA from Gekko japonicus, 2066 nucleotides. RefSeq names its product suppressor of cytokine signaling 3 (gene SOCS3). Gene Ontology annotation, biological process: phosphatidylinositol phosphate biosynthetic process; intracellular signal transduction. The transcript has a single exon. NCBI's taxonomy places the organism in Eukaryota, Metazoa, Chordata, Lepidosauria, Squamata, Gekkonidae. The record is from RefSeq and is a predicted model, not a curated record. Gene Ontology annotation, molecular function: 1-phosphatidylinositol-3-kinase regulator activity. Gene Ontology annotation, cellular component: phosphatidylinositol 3-kinase complex. Bases 18 to 788 code for a protein of 256 amino acids.